AUGGCUACCCAACUAGCCCCAUUGCGCGAAGUGGAAAGACUGAGCUCAACCGUAAUUCGCAUUUUAGCAGGAAAUCCGGGCAAGUUCACUCUCCAAGGCACAAAUACCUACCUCGUCGGUACAGGGCGGCGGCGGCUUCUCAUUGAUACGGGAGAGGGGAAACCGGCCUGGAUUGCGUCGUUGAAGGAGACGCUGCAGAACGAGAAUGCCACUAUUUCCGAGGCUGUUAUUACGCAUUGGCAUCAUGACCAUGUAGGAGGCAUCAAGCAUCUACUGGAAUUCUCGCCGAGAACAAUCAUUUACAAAAACCAGCCAGACGAGGGUCAGCGGGAUAUCGAGGAUGGCCAACGAUUCCAAGUGGAUGGCGCAUCGUUGCGCGCCGUUUACUCGCCCGGCCAUACCCAAGAUCAUAUGGCUCUCGUUUUAGAGGAAGAAGAUGCCAUGUUCACUGGCGACAAUGUGUUAGGCCAUGGGACUGCGGUAUUCGAAGAUCUGAGUGUUUAUUUAAAUAGCCUGGCGAACAUGAGCAGCGCGUUUCGUGGUCGAGCGUACCCUGGGCAUGGCCCAGUGGUUGACGAUGGGCCAAAGAAAAUCUCCGAAUAUAUACGGCAUCGACAACAGCGCGAGGAUCAAGUGAUCCAAGUUUUGAAGUCGUCUAGGCCUUCUUCGCAAGGUGCGGACGCGGGAGAUGCAAACGAGUGGACUUCGCUGGAAAUUGUUAAGAUCGUAUACAAAGAUGUGCCCGAGAAUCUCCACCUGCCAGCUAACGGGGGCGUCUUGCAGAUCCUCUGGAAAUUGGAGCAGGAAGACAAAGUUACUGAAAAUCCAGAUACUGGGAGGUGGAGAAUUAAGGACCGCGCAGCGUUAUGA
Venustampulla echinocandica is the source of this 870-nucleotide messenger RNA. Its product is annotated as Metallo-hydrolase. NCBI's taxonomy places the organism in Eukaryota, Fungi, Ascomycota, Leotiomycetes, Helotiales, Pleuroascaceae. Gene Ontology annotation, biological process: secondary metabolite biosynthetic process. The coding region runs from base 1 to 870 and encodes 289 amino acids. The record is from RefSeq and is a predicted model, not a curated record. The transcript is spliced from 3 exons.